Colias croceus (clouded yellow) is the source of this 453-nucleotide messenger RNA. Its product is annotated as ejaculatory bulb-specific protein 3-like. The record is from RefSeq and is a predicted model, not a curated record. The transcript has 2 exons. Bases 1 to 372 code for a protein of 123 amino acids. NCBI's taxonomy places the organism in Eukaryota, Metazoa, Arthropoda, Insecta, Lepidoptera, Pieridae.
AUGAAGACCUUAGUACUUGCGUGUGCUCUUAUAGCCGCUACAGCUUUAGCUGAAGAAGAUAAGUACAAAACAGUCACCGACCAGAUCAACAUGGAGGCCGUGGUCGAAGAUCCGAAGAAAAUGCAGGAAGUCAUGGACUGUUUGUUGGAUGUACAACCUUGCUCGAAGCUGCAUGCUGACUUUUUAGCUUUGGUUCCCGAAGUUAUUAAAACAGCAUGCGCAAAAUGUGAUUCGACUCAAAAACAUUCGGCAAACAUCUUCCUGAACGCUUUGCGUACCAAGAUGCCCAAAGAAUAUGAUAGCUUCGUCAAGAAAUUUGAUCCUGAAGGAAAAUACUUGGAUACCCUUUUGGAAAAUGUUAAAGGCCAUUGACUGACGUGAUAUGAUUGAUUUGUAAAAACUGUUUCAAAUUCAACCAGAUGUUUUAUCUAAUAAAAAAUAGUCCAUAAAAUA